CACAGGGAGAAAGAAACAGAUUGAGAACGGGAAGAGGAAUGAAAAUACAUCAAACAUAAAUAAAGCGAAAUCAAAGCAAUAGGAUAGAUUGAGAGAAAGGAGAAAGAAGAAGAGAGAAACUGUGUAAAAAGGGAGAGGGACAGGGAGAGAGAAAGAAGAUACAAAUAAAGUAGGGGGAGUUUGCAGUUGACUUUAGAGAGAGGGAAAGGGUGAAAGGGAGAGAGAGAGAGAGAGCGAGAGAGAGACCAGCCGCCGGCCCAUUUAGGAAAGAUGGCUACAGUCACUGCAAACGGAGUGCAGCAAGAGAAUGGAUUCAGCACCACGAACAGCGCCGGCAGGAUGAACGGACUCAUGAUCGGUCAGAACACCAUUCCAAUGAAGGACCACGACGCCAUCAAGCUGUUUAUCGGACAGAUUCCCAGAAACCUGGAGGAGAAAGAUCUGAAGCCCCUUUUUGAGGAAUUCGGAAAGAUAUACGAACUCACUGUGCUGAAAGACAGGUUUACUGGAAUGCAUAAAGGAUGUGCCUUUUUAACAUACUGCGCCAGAGAGUCAGCACUGAAGGCCCAGAGCGCCCUCCAUGAACAGAAGACUCUGCCAGGGAUGAACCGGCCCAUCCAGGUGAAGCCAGCCGACAGCGAAGGACGAGGAGAAGACAGGAAGCUGUUUGUGGGGAUGCUUGGGAAGCAGCAGAGCGAGGAGGACGUCCGGCGGCUCUUUGAGACCUUCGGCCAGAUCGAGGAGUGCACCGUCCUGAGAGGGCCUGAUGGGGCCAGUAAGGGCUGUGCCUUUGUCAAGUUCUCCAGCCACGCAGAAGCACAGGCGGCCAUCAACAGCCUGCACGGCGGACAGACCAUGCCAGGGGCGUCCUCCAGCCUGGUGGUGAAGUUUGCCGACACGGACAAGGAGCGGACCCUGCGUAGGAUGCAUCAGAUGGCGGGCCAGCUCGGCAUCUUCAGCCCCAUGACCAUCCAGUUUGGGGCCUAUGGCGCCUACUCUCACGCUCAGAUGAUGCAACAGCAAGCAGCGCUAAUGGCGGCGACCCAGAACUCGUAUCUGAACCCCAUGGCAGCCAUCGCUGCGGCACAAAUGCAGCAAAUGGCAGCUUUCAACGUCAACGGUCUGGUGGCUGCCCCAAUGACACCCUCCUCAGGCACCAGCACGCCACCGGGUAUCAAUGCCACGGCCUUGCCCAGCCUAGCAGCGCCCAUGGGGGUCAACGGGUUCGCAUCCCUCCCGCCCCAGACCAAUGGUCAGCAUAACAACGAGCCAAUCUACACAAAUGGGAUCCACCCCUACCCAGGUGAGACAGCCAAUGGGAUUCACCUCUACUCAGCACAGAGCCCUACAGUGACUGACCCUCUCCAGCAGGCUUACGCCGGUGUGCAGCACUACGCAGCAGCCUACCCUGCCGCAUACGCACCAAUCAGUCAAGCGUUCCCCCAGCAACCCACCAUCAUCCCCCAGCAACAGAGAGAAGGGCCGGAAGGCUGCAACCUGUUUAUUUACCAUCUGCCCCAGGAGUUUGGAGACGCAGAAUUAAUGCAAAUGUUCCUGCCUUUCGGCAACGUCAUCUCCGCCAAAGUCUUCGUGGACCGGGCGACCAAUCAAAGCAAGUGUUUUGGCUUUGUGAGCUUCGAUAACCCGUCCAGUGCCCAGGCGGCUAUCCAGGCCAUGAAUGGUUUUCAGAUAGGCAUGAAGCGGCUGAAGGUGCAGCUGAAGCGGCCAAAGGAUGCCAACCGACCUUACUGACCCCUCUGCCGUCCACAUCCAGAUAUGAAAUACGUUACCAGCAUCUCAUCUCCCACAGUUAAGUAGCUGAUCUAUUAUAAAAUGGUAACAAGCUCGUUUCUCAGGAGAAAAUAACAGAACAAAGACUUGUGCGGCAUAUGUUCGCUCCACAAAGUCAAGUAUUUUUCAUGUGGGCUCUGUGAGAGUGAUUAGCUGUGAUUUGGCUGUCUUUUUGUACCAGGAUUCAGGGCCAGUACACAUUAAGUAUGAUUGCAUCCUAACUUCAGCUUAUUUAACCAGAGCCAAAAAGCACAUAAAUCCACAAAAAGUAUCUAUUUCAUAUCUACUGCUAUGGCAAUAAAGACAUUAUAGCUCUGGGUGUAUUUUCCAAUAGUUUUGAGCAUUCGUUUUAAAUUUGUUCACUACACACACAAAAAAAUGUCACAUGAAAAGAUGAUCAUGCACUUUCCCUCCCCCUGGAGUUUUGUAAUAAUCCCUUUUAACAUGAUAAUAUUGUCAUUAAUGGGCUACUAUUUGACCUUCAGUGCAUUCCUUCAUCUUUAGCGUCCCCUUUCCCUCGGUUGUCAUUUGGGCUUUUUAAAAAUUAUUAUCACAAAUGAACAGAAAUGAUUAUUAACAGAGGAAUUAACAUAGAUGACAGGCUAACAUUUAGUCAAAUCUUUUUUCUGAGGCGAGAGUAAAGUUGCUUUAAAUACCUACCGCCUUUGGAUUAGUGCUGUCACAGCAUACAUCUGUUCCAUAUGGUAAAACACAACCCCUCCACCUCCAGCUUACUUCUUUCUAGAUUUGAUUGACAUCCUCCUUCUUUUCCUUUGUCUGUUUUCCAUUCUGUUAGCUGUGCCUGUCAGUGUGCUAAACCAGGCAGGAGCCAGCACCCUGAACAAGACCCCUGUGCCCUCGCCUCACUGAAUCUGCUCUCUCUCUCU
Messenger RNA from Oncorhynchus nerka (sockeye salmon), 2678 nucleotides. Its product is annotated as CUGBP Elav-like family member 3-B. Gene Ontology annotation, biological process: mRNA splice site recognition; regulation of alternative mRNA splicing, via spliceosome. Bases 271 to 1752 code for a protein of 493 amino acids. NCBI's taxonomy places the organism in Eukaryota, Metazoa, Chordata, Actinopteri, Salmoniformes, Salmonidae. The transcript has 13 exons. Gene Ontology annotation, cellular component: nucleus; ribonucleoprotein complex; cytoplasm. Gene Ontology annotation, molecular function: mRNA binding. The record is from RefSeq and is a predicted model, not a curated record.